Molecule: messenger RNA, 519 nt
Organism: Peniophora sp. CBMAI 1063
Lineage: Eukaryota; Fungi; Basidiomycota; Agaricomycetes; Russulales; Peniophoraceae
Source: the annotation of a GenBank genome assembly
AUGUCGUAUCCGGAACUCCGGCGCCGCACUCGUCAAGUCGUCCUCGCUCUGCUUGAACGCCGGACGGCUCGCGAUCCGUUCCCUGCGCACAAAAUUCCCACUAGGGAACAAGUCUUACACUAUGAGACCCUUGGUGAAGCUGGACCUACCAUAGCAGAGUGGAUGGUGGAUCCGUUGAGUACGUUCUCUGCGAUCUGGAAUCAGAGGGCGGGCGACCUCCUUCUUGAGCUUCUUCUCGCCCAAGGGAUUAUCACACCAGCGGAAGGGCCGGACAUACGGGCAUAUGUCGCGUCAUACCAUAACAACUCACUUCGUCGCCACUACCGAUCUCUCAAUCUCUCGAAUUCAACCUCCAUCGCGGGCAGGGCGACGAACAUGAAGCGCCGACGCAAUGUACUCUCCAUUCUGAGUCGAAGUCAUCUCGAAGAUACAUUCCAAAUUCUUCAUGCGGUAGAUCUGGAACCCGGCAUUUAUGCUGAUGACGAAGACGACCCCCGUUCCAUUAAUGCUGCAAACUGA